GUCAUCAUAAAUCACAUGACAUGAUUUAAAUGACAAUUACAAACGUAUGGCAAACAGAGGGACGUGGCACAGUCACUAAGUGAAUACUUUGAGAAUUAAGAAUCUUAGUGGCUGUGUUCAAGUAAAUAUGGAUGAUUACGAUUAUGACCUAUUACCAACAUUUGACAUGGAUGAGUAUGAUCCAAAUGAGGAUGGAUUAUUAGAGUUUUACUAUCAAGAGGACAAACUGGGCAUGACAGUGACAUCUGGCAGUGUAGCACUUCAGAAAGAUGGCCAGAAUUUGAUUGGUAUAAGUAUAGGAGGUGGAGCUCCACUCUGUCCCUGUCUGUAUAUAGUACAGAUCUUUGAUAACACACCUGCCUCUAAAGAAGGAACUCUGGCCUCUGGUGAUGAACUGGUUGGUGUCAGUGGACAAUCUGUUAAAGGGAAAACCAAAGUAGAGGUGGCCAAGAUGAUACAGUCUAUAAAGGAAGAAGUGACUAUCAAUUACAACAAACUACAUGCAGAUACCAAACAAGGCAAAAGUUUAGAUAUUGUUUUAAAGAAAGUGAAGCACAAAGUGGUAGAAACCAUGAAUACAAACACAGCAGAUGCAUUAGGACUUAGUAGAGCUAUCUUGUGUAACGAUGGACUUGUAAAGAAACUAGAAGAAUUAGAGAAAGUUGCUGAAAUGUAUAAAGGCUUAAUAGGUCUCACCAAGUCAUUAUUAAAGACAACAUUUGAAUUAUCUCAAUCUCAUAAAGCAUUUGGAGAAGUAUUCUCAGCAAUAGGAGUAAGAGAGCCUCAACCUGCUGCUAGUGAAGCAUUUUCUAGGUUUGGUGAAGCUCAUCGCAAUAUGGAAAGAUUUGCUAUCAAAAUGUUAAAGACAGCUAAACCUUGCGUGUUUUGGCAUAAAGAGCUUUGUUAUUUCAUGAUAACAGAUUUAAACACAUACCUAAAUAAAGCAGUUCCAGAUACUAGACUCACAAUCAAGAAAUAUCUGGAUGUCAAGUUUGAAUAUUUAGCAUAUUGUUUAAAGGUUAAAGAAAUGGAUGAUGAGGAAUACAGCUAUGCUGCUUUACAAGAACCUCUUUACAGAGUAGAAACAGGGAAUUAUGAAUAUAGAUUGAUAUUAAGAUGUAGACAAGAUGCCAGGACCAGAUUUGCUAAAAUGAGAUCAGAUGUCUUAGUGAAGCUUGAAUUGUUGGAUCAGAAACAUGUACAAGAUAUUGUGUUCCAGUUACAAAGAUUUGUGUCAGCGAUGGCUAAAUACCAUAAUGACUGUCAUGGUGUUAUGAAAGAAGCUGUUGUAUUCCCAAUAGAAGUAGACUUAUCAAGAGGAACAUUUACUUAUGAUACAACUGAUCAAUUCAAUGAUGAAGAAAAUGAAGAGGAGGAGGAGGAACAGGAAGAGGAAGUGGUUACAGAGUCCAGAGGGGAGACAACUGCCCCUUAUAGUGAUAACUUAAUAAAUACUGAUUAGUAUGAAUGAGAGAAGCUGAUGAAAGAUUGAUUAUAAGUAAUAGCAUCCAUAAGGGUAUAUGUUAUGAUUAAAUGUUGCUCUGCUAGGAAACAUGACUAUAGCUUCAUCAUAUGGAUAAACUUGUCAUCGAGAGGAAAUGAAAAGUAGUUUCUUUGUUUAUAAAUUCUUGGAAAAAAUCUAUAGCAAUUAUUUUUGUAAGACAGUUGUCUUGACAGAUUUGUAGUAUUUGUAAAGUAGUUGUAUUUUGUUUUCAAGACUUUUUUUUCUUUUUAAACAUAUUUUGUAUAACUUCUCUCAAAUAUGUUCUUCAAAUAGUACAUUAUUUUUCAUGUUAAA
Messenger RNA from Mytilus trossulus (common blue mussel), 1798 nucleotides. Its product is annotated as PRKCA-binding protein-like. Gene Ontology annotation, cellular component: postsynaptic density; postsynaptic early endosome; neuron projection. Gene Ontology annotation, biological process: intracellular protein transport; receptor clustering; dendritic spine maintenance. NCBI's taxonomy places the organism in Eukaryota, Metazoa, Mollusca, Bivalvia, Mytilida, Mytilidae. The record is from RefSeq and is a predicted model, not a curated record. Bases 128 to 1462 code for a protein of 444 amino acids. The transcript is spliced from 12 exons. Gene Ontology annotation, molecular function: phospholipid binding; protein kinase C binding; protein domain specific binding.